UCACUGGUAAUCAUGAAAACUCCGAUCGAAUCACAAGCUUUCAUUUAGGCUUUUUGAAAAUUUUAAAUUGCUUUCAAUAAGACCAAAUCGAAACAAUACUUUGACAUACAUUCAAAUAUAUUUAUUUAAACUGCCAUUAAUCCAAUUGAAGAGACUAUAUACGAAAAAUAUGAAACUGUGUUUUAUUAAUGUCGGUCUACGUUUGUGAGGAAAAUAUUUUUUAAACACCUUAUUGAAUAAAAGGUGAUAGCUUAAUAAUAUACAAAAAUACAGUAAGUGAUUCAAAUCAUCGUAUAGUGUAUUAACUCAACAAAGGAAGAAACAAUCUUUCAAACAAAAAACCAUGAUGAUCAAACAAUUUCAUCUGAUUUCAAAAUCGUGUAAUGUAAUUGAGUAUUGGUAGUUUUGAUAAGGCCUAUUUGUGAGUGCUGGUCAUCAAUAGAACAUUUUGUAACUAAUUCAUUUUCCAGUUAAUUUAUUCAACAUAUAUUCGACCAUUUAUAAACAUGCAUGGAAAUUAAACAAAUCAAAGUUACAGAUGCAUAGAAAAUGGUCAAGGGAGGACUUAGAAACUCUUAUGAGUCUGUCACUGUUGCCCCUUUUCAAAGACAUUCCCUAACUCAUUUUUUCCCCAUAUUAUUCAGUUAGAAUCUUCAAUGGCUGGUUGGCUUAACGCAUUAUCUUUAUGUAAUGUUUUGUUUUAUGAGACUUUAUGUUAACAUUAUUUAUCAUUAUUAUUGUGUUUUGAAGUUUCCAUUGGUUUUAGUUUACGUGGGUCAUUGGUUUUCAAUAAAGGUCAGUUUAAAAUUUGGUUUGAGUUGUUUUAAUGUGUGUGCAUAAUUAUGUUACAAUACAACAUCGUUCCAAAUUUAGAAUACUAUUAAACAAGACAGCAGGCGGUAAAUGGUGAAUUUUUGUAACAUUUAAAUAAUUAAACAAAUAUUGAAAACCUCACACAUAUUCAUAGGCCUAUUUAUGUCACAUUAGUGCCAACUUAGGCCUAUUACAUUAUAUACCUAAACUUUUUCCGGUAUCAAAUUACAUGCCUAUGAAAAGCGAUGUGGACGGUCUGAACACAUUUGUGUACAAUAUUAUAUUCAGGGUUUUAGUUAUUAGGCCAAUGCAGUUUUUACAAUGUAUAAUUUAAUUUAUUUGUAGCCUAUAUAAUUGUGAUUAAUUAUAUAUUAAAAACAAUCUUAGAUGUUAAUAAAAUCGAAUUUGAUUUCCAUUUAUUACGUAUGACAAUUAUUUUUCUUGCAAAAUUCACUAAUCGGAUGAGGUUUAAUUCAAAUGCCACAUUUCUUUUUAUUGUAAAGACGUGUUACACUUUCAGCCAGAGGCGUGAAAUUUGUCUGCAUUAACUUUAAGAAACCAACAAGCCCGCCGCACCAUAUGGGUAAAUGGACGAUUGAGUUUGCUAAUGAUUUCAAUUCCCCGUAGGCAUUCCUCUACUUUCUUCCUUGGCACUUGAUGACUUCCCAUACGCCGAGCGAGUUAAACUAUUGCAACAAAACAACCAUUUUAAAUCUUAUUUACUGGAAUAAUUCUACGAUGUUUGUGUUUUUUCAUCUCGCAGUUCCCUCCAGACGAUCGUAUCUUGUAUUUAAACGUCUCGUUACUUUUUAGCAUCGUCCUAUAACCACAGAUUUACUCCGGAAGCGGUCUCCGAAUUUUUCGCUCAUCAUGGAUCGUUAGUGCGCAUGUCCGAAUAAGCGAUCCGAAAGAGAAAAGUACAGUAAGCUGUCUUCUGGGGCCAGCCUUCAGCAGACUUUAAGUAUUUGUUGUAGAUACUAAACAGUGAAGCAACUAGAAGAGAUUAGGCGAGCGAAUGCUACGGGCAAGAUGACAUCGGCGAGCCAACUAUCACACAGAACACAGACCCACCUCAGUUCUUGCCGCUUCUACGAUUCUCCUCAAUAUAACGGAUUUGCGAACUAUGAUCAGUUUUACCAAGAUAAUGAUCAUUAUUCGUCAUACGCUAAGUAUCCAAAAAGUCCGCUGACGGACGAGUUGUACGAUAACGACGGAAACUGUGAAAAUGACGACGAAUGUUGGCAGCGUGAUGAGAAUCCUGACCAUGUGUUGAAUCCUGGUCAAGCGAGACAUGGACCACGCAGCUGUCUGCUAUGGGCCUGCAAAGCUUGUAAAAAACAGUCACACAGUUUGGACAAACGCCGCGCAGCGACGAUGCGGGAACGUCGGAGAUUAGGUAAGGUGAAUGCGGCAUUUGAAACAUUAAAACGACACACCUGUCCGAAUCCCGAUCAGCGAAUCCCAAAAGUUAUGAUACUACGACAUGCCAUUCAAUAUAUUGAUAGACUCCAAAUGAUCCUACACCAAAGCGAACAGCCCGAUUCAGAUACUGCGAGGGAAUCUCCUCUUCACAGGGGUGACGAUCACAGUCGGAAGAAUGGACACUGCCGAAUCAGGGGCAUAGAUGGUGACUGGACUUUUGAAAAUAACGGUAAUAAUAUUAAGAGUUGCAUUUAUUAAACAUUUUAUAGCUUG
Messenger RNA from Anneissia japonica, 2508 nucleotides. RefSeq names its product transcription factor SUM-1-like. The coding region runs from base 1843 to 2493 and encodes 216 amino acids. The transcript is spliced from 2 exons. Lineage: Eukaryota; Metazoa; Echinodermata; Crinoidea; Comatulida; Comatulidae. Gene Ontology annotation, molecular function: DNA-binding transcription factor activity, RNA polymerase II-specific; protein dimerization activity; RNA polymerase II cis-regulatory region sequence-specific DNA binding. The record is from RefSeq and is a predicted model, not a curated record. Gene Ontology annotation, biological process: regulation of transcription by RNA polymerase II; muscle organ development; positive regulation of myoblast differentiation.